Molecule: messenger RNA, 3315 nt
Organism: Dicrocoelium dendriticum
Lineage: Eukaryota; Metazoa; Platyhelminthes; Trematoda; Plagiorchiida; Dicrocoeliidae
Source: the annotation of a GenBank genome assembly
AUGGCGGAUAGCAUAUACUGUAAUGAAAGAACCAAAACACACGAUAUUCCUCUCUCCCAUUUGGAUUUCACUUAUAUAAAACAGUGUAGCGAGGUGAAAGAACUGGAAAAAAUUAUGAAAACGCUACGAUCUGGCGAGGUGGGGAAGUAUGCGGAACUGGAGCAGUGUUGCGAAAACAGACUUAGAAGCUUGGAUCCAGAAAAUCGCUUGCUCCGUAGUACAAUUCCUCUAGCCACAUGGGGACAACUGGAUGAAGCUGAACGAGAAGAGAUAAAGUUCAGUUUGCAGGAUUGGCUAACACAAAUGAAAGAGGAGGAAGAACAACACUCGGAUGCGCAAGAUGACACGAAUAUCAGCAGUUCCUUACGCAGAAAGGGGGCGAUUUUUGAACCUGAAAUCUGUGAGACUGGAUUGGAAUAUGACACGGAAGUACAACCAAUCCGAAAGGAAGUUUUCUUCAAGGCAGGCUACAAAAGUGCAACUCGGGCUGGUUGUGACGUUGGCACUACUCAAAUGCGGCGGAUCCUAAAGCCAAGAGAUUAUAGCGACUGGGACAAAUUAGAGAAGGAAUGGGACAAGGAAUUGGGCGAGGAUGAAGCGCAUCAGACGGCCCCAAAAACAACCGUCCAAGAGAAAGGUGACAGAAUGGAUGUUUCCGAGACUGAGCUACGUGGAAUAAAUCGACUGAAUUUUAAAGAGCUGGCAAAACGGGUGGUUACUCUACCAGAGCACACGCGGCAUCAACUAGCCACGAAAGAGAAGGAAAAAGGCAACGAAGCAUUUCACGCCGGUGACUACGAGGAGGCCUUGGUGUAUUACAAACGAAGUCUUACAAUUCAUCCCUUAUUGGCGGUGUACAACAAUCGAUCACUUGUAUACCUCCACCAAAAGCGAUGGAGUGCUGCCAUCAAGGACUGUUCGCGUGUUUUAAAGGAGGAACCCGAGAAUUUAAAAGCUUUGUUCCGAAUUGGGCGAGCGAAGUACGAGCUGCAUGACCUGGAUCAAGCGGAGAGUUAUUUGGAGAGGCUGAUUGCUUUGGAGCCGACCAAUUCCAAAGCCCAGAACCUGUUGCGCAAUGUCCGCAUCGCUAAAGCAAAACGGGGCACAAGCCGCCUUGCUGGCGGACGUCGCAUGGUCAUCACUGAGGUGGGGGAUUCAUCCGACUCUUCUGAAGACAAUGAAGAUGGAGCAGUAGAGCGCAGCGAGGAGAAGAGUUCAGCCGAGAAGUCCGAGAUUAUUCAGAUUGGUAGAGGCGAUGGAAACGUUGAGUCACGAGGCGCACCGACCACCCGAACAGUUGACCAGCACGGUGACCCCAGCGUUUCGAAUGGUGAUGAGGAUUGGUCAAAACCAGAUGCUAACACGGAAAGCCCUGAAGCAGCCGCCAUUCCGAAGCUGUCUAAAGUGCGUCGACGCACAGUUUAUCCCCCAACUCGACCGGGUCCUUACGGACGUGAGGGAGUGGUCAUAGAGGAACUGAGCGAUCCGGAGGAGCAGAAGUCAAUUUCACCUGUUAAGAUUAGUGCAGAGGACGUCAACGUAAAAGCUUCAGAAGUAAUAAAUAAUAGCUCAACCACUUUUCCGGUGCAAACUGGACCGAAUGAAGAAAAGCAGGCUAACCAUUGUUCGGAACAGCAAAUUGCAGAGGCGACUUCACUGAUCGAUAGCAUGACUGAAGGUAGCUUGCCCGAGUUGUCAGAGUUAAGAAACAAAGGAAAACAACUACUGCAACAGGGUGACGUACGAGGAGCAUAUGAUGUGUACACAAAGUGCAUCGCAAUGGCCGCGAACCACAGCAAUCAGCUGGCUGCAGCCUACAGGAAUCGGGCUAUCGUAGCGCUGGAGUUAGGUGAACAUCAACAAGCAGUGGACGACUGCACUCAAUCUUUAUUAAUCGAACCAGAAAAUGCUGCCGCGUACUACCGACGUGCACUGGGCAAAAAGAAUAAUUCAAAAGCGGAUCGAUCAGUUGAAGAAUGUGCAUCGUAUCAUUCUCAUCGGAACAGCUCCUACAAUCAGACUUUCCCAGACAAGUACCGUGAAAUAUUUAUACCUGAAAUACAACGUAAUCUGGUACAGGCUCUUGCAUCGAUCCUUGCCUUCAUGGAACAAGAGAACAUACCAUUUGCAGGCGACGGCACAAACAUGAGCCGUGCGCGAAAGUACAUUUUUGACCUCAGAACGGAGAUCGACCGCAGCCCAGACGCGAUCAUGCGAUACGCGUCCACAUCGGACUUUCAAAAGCGGAGAGAAUUUUUCGACAAUUGUUCCACUCUGUGGUCCAAUCCAGCAGUCAAGGAGACACAGUUGAGGGGAAACGAAUUCCAGUUGAUUGACUGUGCACAAUACUUUCUGGAUAAAGUCGACGAACUGCGUGAUAUUCACUAUAGACCUUCCGAUGAUGAUGUGCUUCAAAGUCGCACGAAAACGCUAGGAAUCCACACCGAGACGAUAACAUAUAACAAUGUUAAUUUUGAACUGGUCGACGUCGGAGGUCAAAGGGAACAGAGGGCCAAGUGGAUAGAGGCACUCUCGGACGGAGUGACAGCAGUAAUCUUUCUAACGGACGUCUCCGCCUACGACAUGAUGCUGGCAGAAGACCAUACCGUGAACAGACUCCGCGAAUCCAUAGAUCUGCUAGGACAAGUGUGGACUAAAAGUCCACUAAGGGAUAAAUCCAUCAUACUUUUCCUAAACAAACAAGACAAGCUUGAAAAGAAGGUUCAUGAACAGCGCACACGAUUUGAAACUUAUUUUCCGGAAUACGUUAUCGGCAAAACAGUGUUCCUCAUUGAACUCCUCCGAGAGUUAAAGGAGGCCCGGUCGAAUAAAUCCAGAAAGGAGAACGAGGUUUGGGAUAAACAUUUUGCUUACUAUCUACCUACCGGACGUACUGUACGUCAGACAAGCUUGCGUCAGAGCGCCCACAGUGAAACAUCCAAAGUUGGCUCGAAAGAGGCACAAGUCUUAACGGAAUACAACCAGGUACAAAGUCUAAUGUCCAAAGCGUUUAGCGAUAAUCUAGUGCAAGCUUGGACACUUGAAGGUGAUUUGGACGAAAAUUUGGCCCGACAGCUGUUAACCAAAGAAGAGUUUUUCAACUUUGAGCGUAGAUUACAUUCCAUCCCGUUUUUCCAAGUUGUUUCCAUCACAACUUUUAUCCAAAAACUAUUUGUUUCACGCUGUGACCAGUCGACUGUCAGGCAUGUGUACCCAUUUCCAACCACCGCAAUUGACAAGCGCAAUGUGGACCGCGUAUUCGAGUCAUGUAAGGAUAUUCUACAAGGUAAAGCACUCACGGAUCUAAUGGUCUAA